Molecule: messenger RNA, 1113 nt
Organism: Penicillium pulvis
Lineage: Eukaryota; Fungi; Ascomycota; Eurotiomycetes; Eurotiales; Aspergillaceae
Product: KilA-N domain-containing protein
Exons: 3
Coding region: 1-1113 (370 amino acids)
Biological process (GO): mitotic telomere tethering at nuclear periphery; meiotic attachment of telomere to nuclear envelope
Cellular component (GO): nuclear membrane complex Bqt3-Bqt4
Molecular function (GO): DNA binding
Source: RefSeq, a predicted model, not a curated record
AUGUCGCGAUCCCUACCCAAGAAAAAUAACCCACUGAUCCUCGCCGACGUGGCUCCCGCCUGUAAGUUUCACCUCGCGGCGCGCGCGGUCUCGCACAAGGUCUCUCUGAUCCAUUAUCUUAUUCCCACGAAGCCUUGUCUAACUUGUCUCCUGUUACCUUUCGUGUUCGUAGAUGAAGAUCUCGUUACGCGUCGCUGCCUUAUGAGGACCUGCCUUUCCGUUGAGCCGGAACUAAUCGGUACCAAUAAUGCGACCAAGCCUGAGAAUCUAGGUUAUUUUGAAUAUGCCUACCUUACGUCUCCGCUCCCUGGGGACCUAAAUGGAUCCGAGAUCCAUUCCUCAAGUCAAUCUUCGGCUAGGUACUUUCUAAUUCGGAGAAGCAAGGAUGGUUUUAUCAGUGCAACGAGCAUGUUUAAGAUUGCAUUCCCCUGGGCCAAGGCCAGGGAGGAGAGGGAUGAGCGAAGGUAUCUCAUAUCCCAGAGACACACAAGCCCGAACCACGUCGCUGGCAAUAUAUGGAUAUGUCCCACGUUUGCGUUAGAGCUCGCAAAGGAAUACAAUAUGUACAAUUGGGUCCGUGCCUUGCUGGAUCCUGUUGAUAUUGUGGGCCGAAGGAGCCCAAAAAGACAUAAAAAUAUCACUCCGCCACCGAAGUUUGAGCUGCCAGUAGAUGGACCCAGUGAGUCACAGCGCAGCUGCAGCUGCCAGUCUGCUGUUUCACCAAGCAAAGACUCUACUUCUUCGUGCAUGGCCCCACUAGCUCGAUCUACAAAGGACGUGCUAAGUACUCCUUCCUCGAUCGUUGCCUAUGAAAACCUUCAAAAGACUUUCGGAGCCACCGCUUUGAUGGAGGCCACGCGGAUCACCCCUCUUCCCGCGGAGGCUGAUGCUGUUGAGAUAGAAGUGAAGGCCAGCUGGAGGGGAGAUUACCAUAUUGUCAACCCUCCCAUCGAAUUUGCCCAAUCACAGAGAGGGGAAUUCCAUAUUGUAAAUGCCCCCGUCGAAUUUGCCCACUCACAGAGAGACCCGAACAUACUCGAGGUCAAGGGCAUUGCCGCGACAGCAGAAAUAUGGUCCCAGGGCAGGGCCCCCGAACAUCAGUCGACCGGUUAG